This is a messenger RNA of Myripristis murdjan (pinecone soldierfish), 4325 nucleotides long. It is a transcript of the gene mtmr9, whose product is annotated as myotubularin related protein 9. The record is from RefSeq and is a predicted model, not a curated record. Gene Ontology annotation, cellular component: cytoplasm. Gene Ontology annotation, molecular function: protein phosphatase binding. The coding region runs from base 84 to 1733 and encodes 549 amino acids. Gene Ontology annotation, biological process: phosphatidylinositol dephosphorylation; negative regulation of autophagy. Lineage: Eukaryota; Metazoa; Chordata; Actinopteri; Holocentriformes; Holocentridae. The transcript has 11 exons.
CCGGCUUGUUUUUGUAAACGUACCAGAGUCUCGCCCAACACCCAAAUAAAAGGAGAACUGAUCAGGCUACCUCAAGUCAGGUCAUGGAGUUUGCAGAGCUGAUAAAGACACCGAGGGUGGAUGGUGUUGUCCUCCAUCGGCCCUUCAUGCCCACUGUGGAGGGGACCCUGUGCCUGACUGGUCAUCACCUCAUUCUCUCCUCCAGACAGGACAACACAGAAGAGCUGUGGCUCCUUCACUCCAACAUUGACUCCAUAGAGAAGAGAUUUGUGGGGUGUCUGGGAAGCAUUAUAGUGAAAUGCAAAGAUCUGAGGGUGAUACAGCUGGACAUCCCUGGGAUGGAAGAGUGUCUCAACAUCGCCAGCUCUAUUGAGGCUCUGUCCACUCUUGAUUCAAUCUCCCUGAUGUACCCUUUCUUCUACCGGCCCAUGUUUGAGGUCAUAGAUGAUGGCUGGAACUCUUUCCUCCCUGAGGAUGCCUUUAAAGACCUGGAGUCUAUGACAGAUGAAUGGAGACUGAGUGAAGUCAACAAGGACUUCAGUGUGUGCCCAUCAUACGCCCCUCUGGUGGCAGUGCCCAAAGGCAUUGAUGAUGACACGCUCAGGAAAGUAGCUACGUUCCGUCACGGCGGCCGCUUCCCAGUGCUUAGCUACUACCACAAGAAGAAUGGCAUGGUGAUGAUGCGAGCAGGGCAGCCUCUGACCGGGACUAAUGGACGGCGAUGCAAAGAGGAUGAAAAACUUAUCAACGCCACUCUAAGGCCAGGCAAACGCGGCUACAUCAUUGACACGCGCACCAUCAAUGUGGCUCAGCAGGCUAAAGCACGUGGUGGAGGAUUUGAGUCUGAGGCUAACUACCCCCAGUGGAGAAGGAUCCACAAGGCCAUCGAAAGGUCUAAUGUCCUCCAGGACAGCCUGAUUAAGCUGGUGGAGGCAUGCAACGACCAGUCCCACAACAUGGACCGCUGGCUGAGCAAGCUAGAGGCUUCCAACUGGCAGACCCACGUCAAGGAGAUCCUCACCACUGCCUGCCUGGCUGCACAGUGUAUCGACAGGGAGGGAGCAUCAGUGCUUGUUCAUGGCACAGAGGGGGCAGACUCCACCCUGCAGGUGACCUCUCUGGCUCAGAUCAUCCUGGAUCCAGCCUGCAGGACCAUCAGGGGCUUUCAGGGUCUGAUUGAACGAGAAUGGCUCCAGGCAGGCCACCCGUUCCAGCAGCGCUGCGCUCAGUCGGCCUACUCCAACAGCAAACCUCGCCAAGAGGCUCCGGUCUUCCUGCUCUUCUUGGACUGUGUGUGGCAGAUCCUACGUCAGUUUCCGUGCUCCUUUGAAUUCAAUGAGAACUUCCUUGUGCAACUCUUUGAACAUGCCUAUGCUUCCCAGUUUGGCACCUUCAUGGGCAACAGUGCAGCUGAGAGGGCAAAACUGUCUCUGCCUGAGAAGACAGUGUCGCUUUGGUCGUGGGUGAAUCGCCCCCAGGAACUAGAGCGUCUGUCCAACCCACUCUAUGAGGCCAACAGUCUUGUUAUCUGGCCCUCCGUAGCCCCUCAGAGCCUCCUGCUAUGGGAAGGAGUUUUCCUUCGCUGGAACCGCUCCUCCAAGUGCUUGGACGAGGCCUACGAGGAAAUGGUUCACAUCAUUGAGUACAACAAAGAGCUGCAAAACAAAGUCAACAGCUUGCGCAGGCAGUUGGCCCAGCUGGAAACCGAAGACCCUCUACUGCAGACUCCCUAAAAAGAGACCUGUAAAUGGAGGCAAGAUGGGAAAGAGAGGUAGAAAAUAACUAAAUAAGAAAAAAGAUAAAUGUUUCGGCUUGUUUUGGUUUUGCAGUUGGGGUUGAGUUUAUUUGUUUUUUCAGUUCUGUCAUUGAAGAAUACCGCAAGUAAUGAAACUGAAAAAUGAAAAAGUUUUUGUUUAUUUUCAUCGCAAUAGUCCUAACAUGUUUGUUUGUUGCCUUUACUAAAGAAAAUGAAAUAGAUUUGACCCUAAGCCUUGAAUGACAACUCUCAUCUUCCCCCAUUUUAUUUUCAUGGAGAUUUUGAGCAAUCAUUCCACACACAGCUUGUAUGACUGCACCAACUGAAACUGCCCUGAAACUUUAUGUAUGAACAGAGAAAAUGUUCUCGCACACACACACAGGCAGAGCCAGUCACUCCUCGGAGCACCGCUAAAAGUGACACGCCCUUCCUCUCAUACAGCCCCUAACAUCAGUUUGCAUGUUUGCAUGCACAGACAUAUAGUGUGAAGGUUUUGCAAUCAUGCUUCGCCAAGUCAGCUAUAGUCACAGCAGCUAAGCCUUGUUAAGCCCAUGCACCUCACACUGACCAACUCUCAUUUAGUGACAUAACAGAUGGGUAUACAUUCACAGAAAAUAUUAACAUUUUCACAGAAUGCUGUAACACUACGUUUUGUUCUUUCCCAUCUGUGAGCAUUGAAUUUGCUCAAACAUGAACAGGCUAUUGUUAUCUAAGGCUAUAGGAGGCCAUCAUUCACAGAGAACCAUUACAGAACUGUUGACAUACUCCAUAGUAUGCAUAAUACUACACAUUCUGCUCAAUCUCUAUGAUACUGGAGUGCUGCAGAGUAACUAUGGCAACAUAUAGGGCACCAGUUUAGUGAACAUGUGACUUUGGUGCAUGGUGAGAUUGUAUCAUGAUUAAGUGUGGGGAGCAGCAUCGACCUCAGACUAAGCACUUUAUAUUGAGAGGGAGGACUCAAUAUGGUUCAAUAUGGCUCUGAACAAAAUAUCUUAAAUUGCAUUCCAAAAACAAUCAUUACCAGAGAUAUGAGGACUUUUUUCAAUGCAGUCUUUAAAGUGGUUUUCAUAUGUUUAGUACAUAUACUUAAUAGUUAAUCCUAAAACUAUUAAUGUUGUAUCAGCUGCCCUGAGAAUGUUUAGUUAUUACUGCUAAUAUUAAAGAAGUCAUAUAAUACAUAGUAAUACACAACUUAUUUUGUCAAGACAUUGUAUUAUCAUUUUUGUGGGAUAUCCUUUUUUUCUGUUUUGUUUUUUCUUUUCUAAAUGAACGCAAGGGUUGCCAAAAUUAUGAGCAAGUGAGGUUUGCGUUAAAAAGUUGAAAGUUGUACUAAAAGGUUGUAUUUUUUUGGGACUUGAAUUUGUUGUGUUAUAGCUGUUUUGAGUACAUUGCUGAACAAAAUACAUAUCUGUUGUUUGAUUGAUUUAAUUUAAAAAUAAGGCACUUUGUGUGGAGGGUACUUCAUUUACUAUAUGUGUCUUAUUCUUAAACUGCAUUAUAUAAAAAAAAAAUGUUUAUUUCUUGUAUUUAGCAUUAUUGUUGUUUAGGCAUCGGCCAAAAAACAUAAUCUCUUGAAUGUGAAGACACACCAAUAUACAAUAUCCUACAUAUGUAAAUUUAAACACGUUUCAUUGUUGCAACACAGAUGGAAUUCAUGAUAUGUGUCAUAGGAACAUGGAAAGGGCAAAUUAUUAAUUUGCAUCAUCAUAACAAAAGAGUCAAGUAAUGUUUACACUCUUAAAUUCUGUUAGAAUGAAUGAAAGUGAUGUUGAAACACUUGUUUCAGCACUAUCCAUAGGGAUUAGCUUUCAGUAGCACGGUAUUAUCAAGAAAGCAUUAUGUCGCCCUUGAAAUCCUGAAAACUGAGAUUCUUAAGGUAAACUUCAGUUCAUAAAGUGUUCAUCCUGUGGCAAAAAUUAGUUGUUUUGUUGCCAAUAAGAAAGAGAAUGCAUUUUUUAUGAUUAAUACGUGUCUGUGAUUUCUCUUUGUCGUCUUAGCCAAACACAUGACAGAACAUUUGAUCGACACCGCUUUAUGAGUGAUGUAAAAAACACACUAGGCUGAGGAUUACGCUGUCAUUGGUUUUGCCACAGCAUUUAACUGCUUUGUAAAGGAAAACAUUUCCAUGUAAUUUGUGUGUGCACUAUGUACUUGCACAUUGUUUCCUAUAGGCCAGAAUGCCACACUAUCUUGUUGCUUUGUGCAUGCAUGAAUGGAGCUCAGAUGAUCACUCCAACUUCAACCAUAUUGUGAUUUAUAAAUAAAGGUAAUAUCGCAUUGUGCAUAAUGUUCAUGUACAAUAUUAUGAUUAAUUUAUCAAUGUCAUCGCGGCUUUUAGAGAUCAACAGCACUUCAGCUAAUAAGUUGUCUUUGUUGCAUCUUCAAAACUUAUUGAACUCUUUAAAUCAGUGCAAUGCCUUACAAGAAAAUCAUAAUUCAACAUGAAUUUCUUUUAUCAUUGCUAACAAGCCUUUCUUUUCUGGAGAGCAUAUUGUUCAGAUUAUUCAGAUUAUUUUAAAUGUGUAUGUGUUUUUUGUUUAUUUACAUUUUCUAAGCCAUUAAAAGAUUA